Molecule: messenger RNA, 1101 nt
Organism: Phaeodactylum tricornutum CCAP 1055/1
Lineage: Eukaryota; Bacillariophyta; Bacillariophyceae; Surirellales; Neidiaceae
Exons: 2
Coding region: 1-972 (323 amino acids)
Biological process (GO): zinc ion transmembrane transport
Cellular component (GO): plasma membrane
Molecular function (GO): zinc ion transmembrane transporter activity
Source: RefSeq, a predicted model, not a curated record
AUGGCACCCCAAGAGCGAAAAGAUGAAGUCAACCAGAACGUAGAAGACGGGCGUGUAUCAAAAAGAGAAACUAGUCUCGUAACGAACGCGCGGUCGAAACCCUCGGACGAAUAUGUUUUAAACUUUGCGUUUUAUUCCUUUAUUGGUUUCGUGGCUGUCCAGACAGUCUUUGCCAUACUAGCCAAUUCCCAGUCUAUGCUGGCGGACUCGGAAGCCAUGUCGGUGGAUGCACUGACGUAUCUGUUCAACGCGUGCGCGGAGCGCAUCAAGAAACGACCGUUUUCCGAAGCGGAACUCGAGCUGCCACUCCGCGUGCGCAACUACCGCCGUGAACUGCGCCGUUUGUAUCUGGAACUGGUACCGCCAACUAUCAGCGUUUCAGCGCUUCUGAUCAUCACAUUUUAUACCCUGAAGGAGGCCUAUAGUACGCUGGUUGGAGACGAAGAGGGCAACGACGAAGAGGAUGUUUCCAUCGGAAUCAUGCUCUUCUUUUCAACGGCAAAUUUGCUACUCGAUGUGGUGAAUGUGACUUGCUUUGCCCGGGCAGGAUCGGCUUUUGGGUUGGAAGUGAUCAAACGUGAAAACACAGCGAUUCGAAGGACCAUGUCUGGUGAAGCCGCCGAAAACAUGUCUCUUCUGGGCAACGGGGAUACGAACGUGGACAAGAACGAUGGCGAAAACUACGGGACGACAACGAGCAUUUCUCGACCGGAGGGGCCUCCAGAGUUGGUCAAUCUCAAUAUGUGUAGCGCUUGGACGCAUGUUUGCGCCGAUACGUUGCGCAGCACGACCGUGUUGGUGGUUUCCUUCAUCGCCACCAUUUUUCCCACCAUUGACGCGUCGGAGGCGGAUGCCGUAGCGGCCGUCAUUGUCAGCUUUGUCAUAAUCGGUUCUUUGUUUCCCUUGCUCCAGGGUCUAGUCCUGACGGCCGUACAAAUUGCCUCGCAACACCGCCAUCCAGUAACGGCUUGAAUAGACAGCGAGCGGAGUUGCGCACGCCGACUAUAGCAUCCCUGGCACUCCUUACGGUACUUUUCUUGUUGUGAAUACAUGCUUCCCCUAGAUAAUACAUUCUAAAAUAAAGUCCGCAUUGGUUUACAU